Messenger RNA from Cherax quadricarinatus, 1351 nucleotides. NCBI's taxonomy places the organism in Eukaryota, Metazoa, Arthropoda, Malacostraca, Decapoda, Parastacidae. The record is from RefSeq and is a predicted model, not a curated record.
CAUAAGUUCUUUGCAGGUACUGGUAGUGAGUCGUCACACACACAUGUUAUUAAGGGCCCUGCAGGACCCGUAGGUGCCCCAGGUAUUCCUGGACCUCCUGGUCCAUCUGGACCUCCUGGUGCGUCUGGAGCUACUGGUUCAUCUGGAAAGGAUGGCUCUCCCGGUGUUCCUGGAUCUCCUGGUCCUCCUGGAGGAUCAGGUUUUCCUGGCCAUCCUGGAAUCGAUGGUAUUCCUGGUUUUAAUGGAACUCAUGGUUCUCCUGGACCUGUUGGUGCCCCUGGCUCUCCUGGCUCUUCUGGAGAAGAUGGUUCUCCUGGUGAGCGUGGUCCUUCUGGGUCAGAUGGUGCUCCCGGUUCUCCUGGUCCUCCUGGAAAGGAUGGGUCUCCUGGUAUUCCUGGAUCAAAUGGAUAUAAUGGAUCUGCUGGUGCUCCUGGUCCUUCUGGUAAGCCGGGAUCUGAUGGCUCUACCGGUGCUCCUGGAGCCCCUGGUGCUGUUGGAGCUCCCGGUGUGCCUGGACCUGUGGGUCCUCGUGGACCUGAAGGACAUCAAGGCCAUAAGGGUCUUCCUGGUCCUCCUGGUCCUCCUGGUCAAAACGGAAGCAAUGGCAUGGAUGGUAUUCCUGGCGUUAAUGGUGUUCCAGGCUCGAUUGGUUUACCAGGUCCUCCUGGAAGCAAUGGUACUAAUGGGCAACCAGGACCUCCUGGUGCUAAUGGUAGCCAAGGUCUUCAAGGCAUUCCAGGAGUUCCAGGACCAAUAGGACCGCCAGGGGCGAAUGGAAGCUCAGGGCCUGUAGGACCAGUUGGACCUGCAGGACUUAUAGGACCUGCUGGUCCUGCAGGCAGUCCUGGACCUGCAGGAGCAACUGGAGCAGUAGGACCUGUAGGACCAAUAGGGCCACCGGGAAUUCAGGGACCUCCUGGAAUAAACGGUACCAACGGAAAUCCAGGAAUUCAAGGAAAUCCAGGAAUUGCAGGACCUCCUGGACCUCCUGGACCUCCUGGACUUCCUGGGCCUCCUGGACUUCCUGGAAAUCCGGGAGUUGGAGGUGGACGUUAACAUAACAAUUGCAGAAGUUAUCAUUCUCAGUCACCAGAUUAUGAUCAAGCAGCCAAGGUGGCUGUGGAAGAAACAAUUAUUGUAUGAUUGUACCAGCUGCUUUGCCAGCUGCCGUAUUUAUUGGUCUUGUAAAAGCUUCAUUAAUAGAGUUUGUUGCGGUUGCUGCAGCAGCAGUUAUCACCUGCUACACCAAUUGUUGCUUCAUAUAUAUUACCAGUAAAUAAAAUUAUCAUUUGUUGUUGCUUGAAAUAUAUUCAUUUAUUUGCUUCACAUGUACUUCUAAUGCACAUUUUGA